Messenger RNA from Mesocestoides corti, 1227 nucleotides. Lineage: Eukaryota; Metazoa; Platyhelminthes; Cestoda; Cyclophyllidea; Mesocestoididae. The record is from the annotation of a GenBank genome assembly.
AUGAAGAUCCAGAAGGAUUCACAUGGCAAUAAGUGGGACAAGAUUGUCUGUGGAAAGGGAUCGGUCUGCUGCUGUUCGGUGAUUUUCAUUCCAAUCCUGCUCAUCUUCGCCGCCAUUAUUGCAGUUCUGCUAUUCGCGUUGACGUCGGUAUCAGGCGAAGCCUGCAUCUACGUCACACGGGAAACUGGUGUGAACAAGACUGACUUCGUGGUGGACGGAUUGUUGGCUCGGCGAUGGUCGUCACUUGUCGGUGGGUCGAUUGGAGGAGCCAACGACUUCCUCAACACCCCACCUCCCAAACACGUGCUCUACGCCCUCACCCACACCUGCCGUGGCAGCACAAAGCAGUCAUCCCGACGUGGCCUUCUGUCUGCUGUGGGAUAUACCAAUCUGGUGGAUGUCUCAAAAUUGGUUAAUAGCCCACAAGUGGUGGAUGGAAUUAAAGAAGGAAGGAAAACUGUCAGUAAUGAGAUAAGGAAACUUAAUAUUUCGUCAAAACUGCCGGAAGAAAGUGAAUUGGACAAAGCCAAAUCUGAACUCAAGAAGGCAAUUGAGGAUCUUAAUUUAACUGCACUCAUCAACUCGACGAAUUCGAAUCUGCUAAACACUACGCUAAUUGAAACACUUGUUACCAAACUGACGAAUUUUUCGAAGAACCAAAGUUCAUCAGAUAACUUUACAAAGGGAAUCGACGCCUUGAAAGAAGUAGUCGUCCAAAUGAAUAACCUUGAACCGGCGAUGAAUAGCACGCGCGGUCAUCUUCAGAAAGUCGACAAGGAGAAAAAUAAUAUUCUGUCACCUAUUGAGGGACUAGUAGAGGCUUUCAAAACAACCAUUCAGGCUGCCAACAAUGAAACUACACUGAUAGGUGAAGUUGAACAUCAAUAUGACAGGGUGACCACAGAACUGCUUGACUUCAUGGAGAAGGACGGUGGUGUGGCAUUCUCCAUGCUCACCCAAGAUCUCUUCCCCUGUGAGGAGGCCUACCGAGCAGUCAAUGUGGCACUGGCUGUGUCCUGUGGUGACGAGGGCGCCCUCAAUCGAUUUGUCGGUGUGGUCUACGUCCUGGCACUCACCGUCCUCUUCAUCUGCUUCUUCUACUUCUCCCUCUUCAACCUCGCCUUCAUGCAGGCCAUCCAGAUCCAUCGGCUGUCGUCCUCGGAACUCGAAGACACCAGUACCGACUUCGAGGAAGACGACGAAAGCGAAGACGAAGAUUCCACCUAA